Messenger RNA from Centropristis striata (black sea bass), 1968 nucleotides. RefSeq names its product solute carrier family 22 member 13. Gene Ontology annotation, cellular component: membrane. Lineage: Eukaryota; Metazoa; Chordata; Actinopteri; Perciformes; Serranidae. Gene Ontology annotation, molecular function: transmembrane transporter activity. The transcript is spliced from 10 exons. Gene Ontology annotation, biological process: transmembrane transport. Bases 173 to 1795 code for a protein of 540 amino acids. The record is from RefSeq and is a predicted model, not a curated record.
AGCCGGACAGACUGUAGGUAGCACAUGGACCUUGUUUACCUCCUGAACAACAGCUCCCAACGCCCCUCUGAUUUAUUGUCUGCUGGCUGUUUACAGUCCCCGCCUGGUUUGCGCUGGCUGAUCCACUGGAAAAGAGCCAGUCUCCAAAUUUACCUUUUUUUCCCCCCAAAAAAUGAAUUUCGACCAGAUCCUCUCUGCCAUCGGAGGCUUCGGCAGGUAUCAGAAGAUCUUGUACAUAUGGAUUUGUUUACCCCAGAUCCUGCUCGCUUUCCACAUGAUGGUGAGCAUCUUCACCGGAUCCACGCCGCCACACCACUGCCGAGACAGCUCGAUCUCAGUGGCCGGGAAUCAGUCCUCCUCCCCGGGUACACUCAGCCUCAACCUGAGCCUCUCGGAUUCUUCUUGUUUCUCAGCCGAAGUCCAGCUGCAGGACAACCGGACUGAGCGCGUCCCAUGUGGACGCGGAUGGGUCUACAGCACGGACACCUUCCAGAGUACUACAGUCACCGAGUGGGACCUGGUGUGUGACAAAGCUGGACUCAACAGUCUGGGUUCGUCUAUCUACAUGUUUGGUCUGUUGGUGGGAUCUUUGCUGUUUGGAGCCAUGGCUGACAGGUACGGCCGGCGUUUCAUCCUGCUGCUGUCCAUCGCUCUGCAGACUGUGUUCGGAGUCGCUGUGGCCUUUGCACCCAACUUUACCGUCUAUGUGAUUCUUCGCUUUGCAGUUGGCACGACGAUAUCCGGAGUCAUCAUCAAUGCCUUUGUACUUGGCACUGAGUGGACGUGCACCAAGAGGCGCAUGCUAGCCGGUAUCACCACCGACUAUGCGUUUGGUCUGGGCUACAUGCUUCUAGCAGGUGUGGCCUACUUGAUACGAGACUGGAGAAAGUUGCAACUUGCCAUAUCAGCCCCAGGCUUCCUGCUCAUCUUCUAUAUAUGGGUGCUUCCUCAGUCUGCCAGAUGGUUGUUGGCCAACAACAGGAGGGAGGAAGCCAUCGCUCUCCUCCGCAAGGCAGCACUAGUUAACGGCCGGGUCUUACCUCCUGCUGUACAGGUGGAGAAGUGUCAGAUUUUAGGUGGAGGGAAGCAAAGUUUCUCAGUGGUGGAUCUGGUACGAACACCUCAGAUGAGGAAGAGGGCCUUCAUCUUGUUCUACAUCUGGUUUGUGAAUGUGCUGGUGUAUUACGGCCUCUCACUGGGUGUCUCCCGGUUAGGGACAAACCUCUACUUGACCCAGUUCGUGUUCGGGUUGGUUGAGAUCCCGGCUCGUUCUCUCGUCCUGCUCGUUCUGCCCUUCAGUCGCAGACUGUCCCAAAGUGGAUUUCUGGCUGUAGGAGGCCUCGCCUGUCUGCUCAUGCUCGCUGUCCCUUCAGAUUAUCCCAGUGUCCUGACUGGUCUUGCCAUGGUCGGGAAGUUUGGUAUAACAGCUUCCUUUGCUGUAAUCUACGUGUACACGGCUGAGAUAUUCCCCACUGUUCUUCGGCAAACAGGAAUAGGUGUUUCCUGUAUGUUUGCGAGGAUGGGCGGUGUGUUAGCUCCUGUUAUAAACAUGGUUCAUAACCACAGCCCCACCACGCCGCUGCUCAUCUUCGGUGCCUCCCCGCUGCUGGGAGCGCUCCUCGCCAUGGCGCUGCCUGAAACAGCUGACAGACCUCUACCGGACACAGUGGAGGACGUGGAGAACUGGGACUUGAGCUCGCCUCUCAAAGAGCAGAACCAGAUGUCUGAAGGUCUGAGCCAAUCAGCCAGCAGCACAGGGGAGCAGGAGCUACAGCACCUAGCGAGCCAGGCCUAACGGGGAGGAAAAGGCUGCACAUGUUCCAGUAUUCACUUAUUAUACUGCCUCAACUUUGUUACCAGUUCUCAUCUCUGACAUGAUAUCCUCUAUGCCAGCUGUUCUCAACCUUUGGGUCCCGACCCCAAUUGGGGUCGCGAGAUGAUUUCUGGGGGUCGCCAAAUCAUUUUGGA